GAACAGUAACGUUACACCCCUAGUCGUCAGCCGCCCAGCCUCCGCAUCCACAUCCUACUGGAGCUAAAGCUACGGAACUUAGCUUGCGCCGCUAGCCUUAUAGUGUGUGUUUGUGUGUAUACGAAACGCUUGCUACCGUCAAAUGAAAUUAUUAUUGUGUAUUCAUAUCGAAGCGUACAUAGUCACAAAUAUUUGAAUUGUACGAAAUUACAAAAAUGAUGACUGAAUAGUCCGUUGUUAAAUCGUUACGCGUAGAAAAUUGCUACCAAUCCUAGCUAACUUGUAUAGCUUGCUAACAUCAUAACCAAGAGUCUGCUGAACCCUACAUUAUACAUUGUGGGCUGCUUCAAGCUACACCUCUUGAUGGAUUUCGUUUGAACACGUAUAUCUCAAGUGUGGGAGACAGUGGGGAAAGCUGGACCCUGUGUCGGUAACAUCUAUAAUAUCUAGAGCUCUCUCAAUUGCAUUCCUGCAACUUGUCACAGCCCAUUUAACCAACCAUAACGAGUAUUGAAAGGAGUAAAGAAUUUGGCUUCCCCGUCGCUAGGCCACGCUAUGAUCAGCGCCACUGAUCCCACCUGGUCGAUUGGGACAAGACUCCCACAAAACCAUGCGCUCCAAAUGAUAUGAUAGUAGCAGCUUGGAUCACUUUCUGUGCCUGCAGGAGCCUUGUGCAGGUUCUGCUCUUCCUUUCCUCCUCCAAACCCCCUCGUUCAUUCUGGGAGACCCUCGCCAGGGCCGUCUCCGGCACAGUAACUAUGGGUAACAGCUGUGUGUGCCGAGAGGACAGUGACUUGGAGGACCACUACCACGGCUCAUCGAGGGCCGUCCGAGGGCAGACCCGCCGGGUGGAUCAGGGAACGGGAGCCACCGUAGACACCAGCGAGACCAGGAGCAGCCGGCCGAGGGACCCGGUGAGACCACCGCGCCGCGGGCGGGGACCCCAUGAGCCAAGACGGAAGAAGCAGAAUGUAGACGGGCUGGUGCUGGAUACACUCUCUGUCAUCAGGACUCUUGUGGACAAUGAACAAGAGCCCCCCUACUCCAUGAUCACCUUGCAUGAGAUGGCAGAGACAGACGACGGCUGGCUGGAGGUUGUGCAGUCUCUAAUCCGAGUGAUUCCAUUGGACGAUCCCCUGGGUCCUGCUGUGAUCACCCUCCUGCUCGACGAGUGCCCCUUACCCACCAAGGAUGCUCUCCAGAAGCUCUCAGACAUGUUGAGUCUGAGUUCAACUGUGGCGCGUCAGGACGCUCUUAGCCCAGCGAAACACAGGAACACCACCGCUGUCCUGGGCUGCCUGGCAGAGAAACUGGCUGGACCCGCUAGUAUCGGACUAUUGAGCCCUGGAACUCUUGAAUAUCUUCUGGAGAGCCUGAGCUCUGAGGCCCACCCUACAGUCAUGCUGUUUGCUCUCAUUGCUUUGGAGAAGUUCUCCCAGACCAGUGAAAACAAGCUGACCGUGUGUGAUUCGUGUAUCAGUGAACGUCUCGCUGUUCUGGAGUUGUGGGCGGAGCAGUCUGAUUACCUCAAGAGACAGGUUGGAUUCUGCUCCCAGUGGAGUCUGGACAACCUCUUCCUGAAGGACAGUCGACAGUUCACCUACGAGAAGGUCAACCUUACGCACAUCAACGCUAUGCUGAACAGCAACGACGUCAGCGAGUACCUGAAGAUCUCCCCUACCGGCCUGGAGGCGCGGUGCGACGCGGCGUCCUUUGAGAGCGUGCGCUGUACGUUCUGCGUGGACUCUGGCGUGUGGUACUACGAGGUGACGGUCAUCACCUCCGGGGUGAUGCAGAUCGGCUGGGCCACCAAGGACAGCAAGUUCCUCAACCACGAGGGUUACGGGAUAGGAGACGAUGAGUACUCGUGUGCAUACGAUGGCUGCAGGCAGCUGAUCUGGUACAACGCCCGCAGUAAAGCCCACUCUCACCCCUGCUGGAAGGAAGGUGAUGCUGUUGGGUUCCUGUUGGACCUCAGCAAGAAGCAGAUGAUCUUUUCCUUGAAUGGUCACCAACUGCCCCCAGAAAAACAAGUCUUCUCCUCAGCCACGUCGGGCUUCUUUGCGGCGGCCAGCUUCAUGUCCUACCAGCAGUGUGAGUUCAACUUUGGGGCCAAGCCGUUCCGCCACGCGCCCCCCGUCCGGUUCAGCACCUUUAACGACUUUGCCUCCCUUUUGCCCACCGAGAAGAUCAUCCUGCCCCGACACCGUCGCCUGGCCCUGCUAAAGCAGGUGAGCAUCCGGGACAACUGCUGUACGCUGUGCUGUGACAUCAUGGCCGACACAGAGCUGCGCCCCUGUGGACACGGUGGUAUAUGCAUGGAGUGUGCCUUACAGUUAGAGACCUGUCCGCUGUGCCGCCAGGACAUCCAGACCCGCGUCAGACUGAUUGCACACGUGUCCUGACACAGCCCCUGACGCCUCACACCAGGACACGCUCAGCCCCCCCCUGGGCCCCGCACCUCCACGCCCCGGGGCCCCGGCACGGGUCCCCGGGCACGGCCACGCUUGAAUGGGAAGGGACUGGCACAGGUGAGGGACAUCGGGUUGGGGGAGGACAGGAGAACCCGAGCAAGGGUCGUUGGGAAGGGUGGAUACCUUGGAGCCUUUUCUGGAACUGCCCCAGCUCACUGCUGGUGAGAGGAAGAUGUCCGCAAUUCACCUGCUUGAUUGUUCUGGAACCAGAAGGAAGAAUGGGAGGAGCUUAUUCAAUCACAUUACAAAUGGCAAGAUUUUUUUUUAUAGCAGCUCAUAGACUACUUCUAUUUACGCUGUUUUUACAUCAGAUUUAAACGGUGUGUGUGUGUGUGUGUGUGUGUGUGUGUGUGUGUGUGUGUGUGUGUGUGUGUGUGUGUGUGUGUGUGUGUGUGUGUGUGUGUGUGUGUGUGUGUGUGUGUGUGUGUGUGUGUGUGUGCGUGCGUGCGUUCCAUGUCAUUCCUGAGAAAAGUUCUUAAAAGUUAAGAACGUUUCCUUCAGAAAGCCUUGCGUAAUCGGUAGGUUAGAUUGGCCAUCUGACUUGAUCGCACUGUUUGUGUUGAGCCUGUGAGUGAUGAAAUGAUACCCAAGGUGCAAUACUAUAUUAUUUCAUCAUCAUUAUAUAAUCAUAGCACAGUCACAGACUUGCUUACUACACUAUUGCAAAGAAAAUGGACUUUCACUGAAAUCAAAUCCAUUGAAAAGGCCUCCUUACAAAACCUCUGUCAUCUACAUGGUAUCUCCUGGAACUACAAUUGGUAUGAAAACACCAUCCAACCAACACAGCUCUGGCAUUUCUCUGUGUCCUUUCAGCUUGUCAUGGUCAGACACAUAUUACCUGCAGGCAGCCUGGUGAGAUUAGGCAACAUGUUUUAAUUCAUUGAUAAUGAUUAACUGAAAAGGCCUCCUAACAACAAAACCUUUGUUAUCUAUAUGAUACCUCCUGGAACUAUAACUUUGUCAAUGUGCGGUCUGCCAUUAUGUCGAAUUUGCAUUGACUACAGUUUAAUGGGGUCACUAAUUUAUUAUGAAAGUAAUUUGUACAAACCCCAUGUGAUGUUGCUGUCCCAUGUGCUUUAAAUAAUUGUGCAAUUUGAUGUUGACACCUGGCUAGUUUACAGUAGGCUACAGGUAGUGGGCUAUAGGCAGCCAGCGAGCUUUCAGUUGAUGAGAGCAAAGAGCCGUCGGGAUUCUGUGUUGUAUCUGCCAAUAAGUAAGCUGUUUAAGUAUAGUGAAUUUCCAAUGAUUUUUUCGACUAUUUUUCCUUCUACAUACCCAUACACAAUAUCAUCAGUCAAUGCAUCACACAAAUGAAGGUACUAAAAAUAAAAAUAAAAUAUCCCCAUGGUAAAAACAAUGGACACUUUCACAGAGAUGUCAUCAUAGGUGAGGCAAAGCUCAUAUUACUAAUUUUGGGUUGUCUCCUUUUGUGUAGCAGGAUUAUCUUCACUUUUACACACAAAUACCGUGCCCAGGUACCUAAACUGAGAAGAAUCAUGAUUGGUGUUUUGAGAGACAACGUUUCUCCUACGAUAAUACUUCUGUGAAAAGGGCUUUAACAGGCCCCACUGUAGACUCGAAAGGCCUCAGUCUACAUUGAGUCGUAGUGAAUAUAGUAUAAUACCAUUUGAUGCUACAUUACUAAAAACAACCUGCAUUUACAAGCUUAUGAAUUGGAUGAUGCUGAAUUCCGAAAAAAAUAUGUUAAUACUCUUGAGAAUAUUUGCUGUCUCUCCAUUUUCUCUCGUUCUUCGUCCUUUCUCUUCAUUUUUCUCAUAUUCUACCCGGCCUCCUCCCUCAUUCUCUCCCGGCGUUGUUUACUUGAAAGACCUCUGGUUUGACUGAAUAUCGAUUGUUGAUAUAUCUUUUUUUGAUUUCCAAUAUGUUAUAUUAACACAAUUAUGAUUGAAGAAAAAUAUAUAACUUUAUAAAAGUGAAAAGCUUUAUUGAAUUGAGAGCUGGGAAAAGUUCUUAAUGCUUAUUUUUUCUUUAAUCAAAUCAUUUAGCUCAAACAAUUGUUAAUGGUUCCCAAUCUUACAAUAUUGCAUGUAAUUGGUUUCUAAAGCCAUUCAAACAACUAGCGGGAUUUCUAUGUAUAUGCAUUUCUGAGAAUGAAAAACACAUGGUUAUUGUUUGCUCUUUGAGCACUUUGUACAUCCCAGAGCACCUUGAACAUGGAAGAAAAAAAAUACAAUUCAUCUCCGGGGCAGAAAAUAUUAAUUCAAGACUGUAAGAAAUUGUGAGUUUUACUUAAACAUCUAUAUUGAAUAUUUUGGCCCUGGGUUUCCAAAGAUGUGAUUUAUUAAAGAAUUGUUGUUCCCUGGAUUGUGAUAUUUGUAAUAAUUGUAAGUUCUAUUUGCUGGAUUGCCCUUAUUUUAAGUGGAAAAAAUGGCAUUUCAUGACAUAAACCCAUGAAAUUUGUAAUGCAAUGUUAUGAACUGUAAUAUGCUGUAUUAUAAAUGGAAAAAGAAAAGAA
Molecule: messenger RNA, 4950 nt
Organism: Gadus morhua (Atlantic cod)
Lineage: Eukaryota; Metazoa; Chordata; Actinopteri; Gadiformes; Gadidae
Gene: rspry1
Product: ring finger and SPRY domain containing 1
Exons: 15
Coding region: 627-2405 (592 amino acids)
Cellular component (GO): cytoplasm
Molecular function (GO): ubiquitin-protein transferase activity; protein binding
Source: RefSeq, a predicted model, not a curated record